CUGAAGAAAGUUGAGUCAGCCGUCUCGCUCGGCACCGUGCGUCUCCCUCUGGAUGGGACCUGCCAUGCGCCGAUCCUCAUGGAAUUUUCCACCCAAUAUAGAUUUACAGUCGAAAUUGGCAUGUGGUCAGCAAAAAGAGUGACAUUCUGCAGCUCUGCCAACGGAUUCUGCCUGUGGUGCCGUGUUUAGUGUUUGUGCGAGUGCCUCUGCAAGAGCAACGUGAAGGCGCAUUGUGUGGCAGAGUGAGGCAGAAAAAACUGAUAUAUUGUCAAGUCCAGCUACAGCCAUACGACCAUGGAGCGGCGAACAUGAAGUUCAGUAUUAAAGCUGCGUUAAUAGUUACCAGGCGAGAAAUCUUCUCUUCGCACUCGCAACUCCGCUCAAUCACUCAUCAAUUGAGUGGUGCACUUAUUGCUGUACAUUGAGCAAAGGAACUCCAAAUCCCAGUAAAUACUGUGACUUUUUGGUGACCUUUGGGUUACUGAAAUGAACUCGUGAAACUUCUCCAUGUAUUUUUGCUGUGAUUAAGUGUUUGUACAAAGUGGUUUGCAGUGAAUCAUCGUGAAAGAAAAAUCCUCCAAGUAAAAAUCUGCUAAAUGCACGAGAUUGGAUCAGACUCGCGGAUCUUCCCAUCAGUUGACCGAGAAGCGCCCAGAAGUGUGAAUAAUAGUUUGCAAAAUCCAAUGGCAUAAUACAAGUAACAACUAUGGAGACGAGGAAACAUUUGUGAUAGUAGAUUUUAGUGAAUGAGUGUUAAUGAGCUGCACUAGUGUUUUAGAUCUCACCUGAGUGCUCAAUGUUUCUGGCAACUCUUUCACAAUUGCGGAAACGAGUCAAACAGCAAAACAGUCGAUUUCGUGGACUUUUCCACAGCUCGGACGACGAGAAAAAAGUGCAUCGAGUAUUAGUUUAAGCAGCUGCUGCAGUGGAGUGAACAUGGACAACGUGGAGAACAUCUUCGCAACGGACGAGUCCCCUUUCGAGGACUACGGAAUUAACAACAAUGAUCCCGACGAGGACAUUCCCUCAGUGUGGGUCUUCGGCUACGGGUCGCUUUGCUGGAAUCCCGGCUUCGAGUUCACAAAGUGCAUCACGGGCUACAUUCGCGGCUAUGUGAGGCGCUUCUGGCAGGGAAACACAACUCAGAGAGGCACAACGGACAAGCCAGGACGAGUGGCCACUCUCGUGGAGAACAAGGAGGGCAUCACGUGGGGAUGCGCGUACAAGAUUGCAGGGCCAACAGCGUUGGACUACCUUAAGCAGCGCGAGUGCAAGCUUGGCGGCUACAUUGUGGAGUACACCAAAUUCUUCCCCCGCGUGGCAUCGCGGGACUCCGCGCACAGCGGGGAGGCCUUCCCCGUGCUGCUCUACAUUGCCUCCGACGAGAAUGAUCAGUGGGUGGGCGAGGAGCCUGUGGCUUCUCUCGCCACCCACAUCGUGGACGCGCGAGGCUCCUGCGGCCACAACAUCGAAUACCUCCUGCGCCUGGCGACUUUUAUGCGGGAGGAGCUGCCCCAUGCGCACGACGACCACCUGUUUGAGCUGGAGGAGGUGGUGCGGCAGCUCAUGAGCCACCGGCAGAUCAAAUUGAGCGCCGUCAUGGGACGAACGCCACAAAGAAUCAGGCGGGAUUCGCACGAAGAGACACGGAGGCCUAUUUCAUUUGAGUUCACGUCACGCGUGCCGGAAACCAGACUGCGUUGCCUCAACAUUUAGCCCUAUGCGAAACUCUAACAAGAAUUUCAAUUUACAAUUAACAUUUCAAUUGAAUGUACUGACGAUACUGUCGCUUAUCUCAAAAAUACAGCUAAGAAAGAAUUUUUUUAAUGACGAGAUCC
Molecule: messenger RNA, 1838 nt
Organism: Phlebotomus argentipes
Lineage: Eukaryota; Metazoa; Arthropoda; Insecta; Diptera; Psychodidae
Product: glutathione-specific gamma-glutamylcyclotransferase 1
Exons: 3
Coding region: 937-1716 (259 amino acids)
Biological process (GO): glutathione catabolic process
Cellular component (GO): cytoplasm
Molecular function (GO): gamma-glutamylcyclotransferase activity; glutathione specific gamma-glutamylcyclotransferase activity
Source: RefSeq, a predicted model, not a curated record